AAAAAAAAACAGAAAAAAAAAACGUAAAGUGUCAACAGACGAGUGAGAGAGUUGUUCUCCGACUGGCUGGGCAAGUUCCGACUCCAGAGGGCUUGGACUGAAAUCACAACAAACUUACGGUGUGGUCAUCGUCGUCCACGUAGUUAGGCUUACUAAUCAACUAACAAUUCCGUUGCACCUUUAGUGUAGUAAAUACGGUGUACUGGUCCGCGCCAUUCUAGGCUGCUGGUUCUACAUUUAUCUCAAACGUUUUGCGAAUGAGACAUCAAUGUCGACACCUGUGGUUGUUCGUAUUACAACAGUUGAGAAAAAUGUGAGACUUUUUGAAAUUAACUUUUAACUGUAUUGGCUUUUAAAAAUUCUGGCCGAAAAAACAGCGAAAUCCUAGUUUUCUUUCUUAGAGUUAAAAUGCCACCGUUCUAGACGUUGAAGUUGUAUAUUUCUUCAAUAGUAUUUGAACUAUGAAUACUGUAGGACAGAAUGGGGAUCCUGGAGGUCAAAUGAUGGGUAUGAUGAAUCCUCACAAUCCACAGGGUGGAGGAUCUAUGGCUCGCAUGCAUUCUCAACCCCAUCCCCCUCAUCACAGUGGUCCUCAUCAUCAACACUCCCUGCCGACGUCAGGAACUACAACAGGACGUAGCUGUGCUGGAUGUGGUGGCAAAAUUUUGGACCGUUUCCUUUUACACGCCUUGGAUAGGUAUUGGCACACUGGCUGUUUGAAGUGUUCGUGUUGCCAAGCGACACUGGCAGACAUAGGUAGCUCUUGUUUUACCAAAGCUGGAAUGAUUCUUUGUAAAAAUGAUUACGUCAGAAUGUUUGGAAGCAGUGGAGCUUGCAGUGCCUGUGGUCAGCUAAUCCCAGCCAACGAGUUCGUCAUGAGGACACAAGGAAAUGUUUACCACUUGAAAUGCUUUGCCUGUGUCAAGUGUCACAAUCAGUUAAACCCAGGCGACCGCUACAACUUGAUCAAUGGCAGUGUACUAUGUGAACAGGACUGCCUCAAGAUUUUGAAGGGUGGAUCCGUGGGAACGGGAACUUCGCGGAAAGGGAAAGUACGGGCUAAUUCAGCUAUUAAGGCCGUGUGAACAAUGUGAAAUCAGAUAUAUAUUAUCAGCUAGGUGGAUGGUCUUAUCUAUACGUUCUCACUACCUUACAAACCACCCAAUUUCCAAUAGUAAAAUAAUAUAGUAGUUUUUCCUUUCAACCCUAGACCAUCCGAUAACUUUCAUAAUUGAGAUCAUGCACACACGCUCUCGAGCCUGACCUCACACUAACUCCAUCAAGCAAAGUGCUAUUGUACACGAGAGUAAUGGCAAGUUGCCUUUCAGUAUUUUCUAUAGACCAGUGUUAUUACAUUAAAUACUGAAUGAUGAUGUACUGUACAGAGAUUCAGAACUUUCUUUGGUACUUGUGGAGAAGUCAUUCAGAAAACCGUGUAAUCUUGAGUUUUGCCACUUUUAGUGCAGGACAACAAAUAGUGUUAAGCCUAACAUAUGCGUUAAAUGUGGAGAGCCUGUACAUAGUGUAUUGUCAGUUGAUUUAUCUAAUAAUGCAUUGCUCAUCGAACGGGAAAAAUGAAGAACACAUUAUAGUAGGUAUAACGUCUUGCGAUUAGCACAAACGGUUAUUAUAAUGACAUUCUAGCUAUAUAGUAAUAUUAAAUACAACCACAACAAGCACUAUGAAAUCCGCUAGCCUCAAAAGUUCUAAGUCUAAUUAAUUUCGCCAGAAAGGGUAAAAAUUAUUAAGGAAAUCCUUCUCUCUCUCUCUCUCUACUUACCCACUCCUUGAAAAAAAAGGGGGAAAAAAACUCAAAGGUAUUGUACUCAAACAUCUAGAAGUUUUUACAAAAUAUAUAUGCUAUAAAAUCAUAUGCAACAACAGAUCGUACGUGUUUUUGUUGUUGUUUUCUUUGGUGGGUUUAACUGAAAUAGGAACUAAAACAUGUAAAAAUACCCAAAGGAAGUAGUACCCCCUAACGACGGAUAAAUGGCAUCACUCUUUGCUCAAGACUCUUUUAAUAAAUAACAAUUUUAAAAAUUCUCGUCGAUGACAAACCAUGCGAGAUAUGACGGUAAAACGAAGACUUGGAUGUGAGAAGAUGUGGAGAGAACUGUUGCCCGUGGUUACCUGUUAGACUUUGGGAUAUAGUAUUCUUUUUUGUUGUUGUUGUUUUGUUUUGUUUUUUACGCGGAGUUCCUGAAACUAAGACUUUUGAACAACAUUGGAUGACGUAUGAAUAUAGUCCACGUUAUAUCCUAACCAACGGUGACUAUCUUUUCUGACAAUUUAGUAGUGAUGCUGGUUACAAACUUGACUAAUCCGUAAUAGUGUUUUUCCGUUUAAACUUCUAAUUGUGAAAGUGUUCUUGAAUGUUUACACUGUUGAACUUCCUAUAGUCUUGUAAGGCACACUAUUUUGGAAAUAGUCUUUAUAAAUCUGUACUGGAAUAAUUAUCUCUGUAUAAGAUGGUUAAUCAAUUUUGUGAUAAUUGAUAAACUAAAAACAUCAUAAAAACCUUAACUAAUAAAACAAAAGAUCCAUUACAUCAA
Messenger RNA from Limulus polyphemus (Atlantic horseshoe crab), 2552 nucleotides. Its product is annotated as LIM domain transcription factor LMO4-like. The transcript is spliced from 3 exons. NCBI's taxonomy places the organism in Eukaryota, Metazoa, Arthropoda, Merostomata, Xiphosura, Limulidae. The coding region runs from base 462 to 1085 and encodes 207 amino acids. The record is from RefSeq and is a predicted model, not a curated record.